AUGGAAGAACUAAAAGAAAAUUUUACUUUUAAAUCGUUGAGUGAAGAAGAAUUGUACAAUCAGACAGACAAUACAGAUGAAAGUGAAAAUGUAUCCAGUAAAUGUGUAUUCGCAAGAUGGUUAAAACCAGCAAGUGUAAAUGAAUUGAAAUUCGUGUCCAAAGACGUUUUAUUGAUACAUGUCGAAAAGACGUUAAUAUUUUAUGACACGAAUACGCAAAAAGAAGAUAUUCUCAUAGUAGGCAGUAAAUCAACUCCAGGGAGCGGUGGUGAUAAUAAUCUAUAUUUAGAAGGUAUUGGGUGUUUCGAUUGCUGUGAAAUAGAUUUACUAGCCUUGGCUGAACAUCCACCUAUAUCAAAGGUGGUUAUAUGUUUAUAUCCUGCUCUGAAAGUGUUGGCAACUCUUAUUGAUAGUAGCUGCUCUUCACCAUACAAGUCUAUACUGUUUCUGAGGUUGGAAUAUUUAAUCGGCUUGCGUGAUUACCCGGCAUUCGAUCUGAUCGUGUGGGCGUGGAGAAUUGGAGAAAAACUGUUGGUUGUCGACACCGGAUUCAUUCAGCCGAACCAAUAUCUAAAUUUGUCAGCGAUCAAUGCCGCGGCGGGCCGAAACGACGUGUACCUGAGCCAGACCGAGCACGACGUUGGGUGUAAGCUCCAGUUGUGGACGUUGUUCGUGAGCUGUAAGACAGUGUACGCGGAGAGGACUCGGGUGGAGGUGCCCCCAGACGCCUUGCCAUCGGGUUGUUGGACACCGUACGGAUGGUACGUGUUCUGCGACUCGUUGGCGAACGUCUACCGAGUGCAGCCUGGCGCACCGGAACCGGAAACGGUCGUGGCGACGACGGCAGAUCCGAUCUCGGCGAAACACGGAAACGGCGGCGGUCCGGGCGCGUUGGUGUGCCCCAGCAAACAGGGUUUCGUUUUGUACGCGGUCAACCAAGACAACCGUCUAACGUGCUUCAAGGACACCAGGGGCAUUUUUACAAAAAUAUGGACAAUAGUCGUUGAUUACAUAUUGCAGUGUAUGACAGCUGUAAAAAAUGACGUUUACGGAUGGUCGGACGAGGGAACUCUGUUACGACUAACACAGAAAAAACAACAAAUAUUGAAAGUGUACGGAUUAAAAAUCAAGUAUUUUACUUUUAUCAAACCAACGGACGAAAUGGUGGCCACCAUAAACCAUGCAAACACUUUGCAAGUGUGGGAUGCUUCGACUGGAGAAUUUAAAAGCAAGAUGAAACUAAAUGGAACUGCAACGGAUUUGUGUAGUAAUCCAUUUUACCACUAUAUUGCCAUUACGUUUAAAAACGGUAAAAUGGAAUUGCUAAGAACUGUUCCCAAAGUAAACAAAAUAGAGUGCAUUGCAAAAAUAGUACUAUGUGAUGAAGACUUAUCUUCGAUAAAAUUUUUCUCUGACGGAAACAUUUGUAAUGUCACUAGUUUUCCCACAGGUCGCUUCUAUUAUAUAAGUGUGAGUAAAUAUAAAUAA
Molecule: messenger RNA, 1488 nt
Organism: Rhopalosiphum maidis (corn leaf aphid)
Lineage: Eukaryota; Metazoa; Arthropoda; Insecta; Hemiptera; Aphididae
Exons: 7
Coding region: 1-1488 (495 amino acids)
Molecular function (GO): protein binding
Source: RefSeq, a predicted model, not a curated record